This is a messenger RNA of Hemibagrus wyckioides, 3136 nucleotides long. Its product is annotated as tumor necrosis factor receptor superfamily member 14-like. NCBI's taxonomy places the organism in Eukaryota, Metazoa, Chordata, Actinopteri, Siluriformes, Bagridae. Gene Ontology annotation, cellular component: membrane; external side of plasma membrane. Gene Ontology annotation, molecular function: transmembrane signaling receptor activity; protein binding. The transcript is spliced from 8 exons. Bases 827 to 1540 code for a protein of 237 amino acids. The record is from RefSeq and is a predicted model, not a curated record. Gene Ontology annotation, biological process: positive regulation of T cell migration; negative regulation of alpha-beta T cell proliferation; signal transduction.
UCAAACUAACUUCACCGCGGUUCUGAUUAUGUCGUGAUCAGAUCUCAGGUCUCAGAUUUCUCAAAUGUUUCUUAAGUAAGACUCGUGUUGCAUCUAUGUUUUGUCUCUUUGUUUCUCCUAAGUCACCUUUAGGAGAAAUAGAAAAGACACAGUCAAGCUUGUAAUGUGAGCUCAAUUCAGUCUCAUGAGACUAGAAAAACAUCUUUCUGAGCAACAAAAUUUUGAUAUGGGCCUCUACGUUUUCACACGUAUGAUGGUGAAUUCUUGUGAGAAGAAAUCGUAUGUUACUGAGGCAGAGCAUACGAAAUAUGAAAGAGUCUUUCUUCUGUUUUACGACUUACAACUAGACACUGCAGUUUUAAUGCUCUACCAAACCGUUUGCACGCGCUGUUUUUAUUGAUAACAACAGGUUAAAAAAUUAACGCGGGUGCUGUAGCUCGGUUUGCUGUGCUGUGCUGUGGACAACUGUUGUUUAUUUUUAAAAUACAAUAAAAGAGAGAUGUGGGAUAAUGUAGCGGUCGGGUAGAUUCAUAAACACCCGGAAGAGGGACGGAUCAGUGACUGGCUAGAGAAGGGCUGUCCGGUUGAGAAGUACUGGACCAAUACUGAAGCGGGAAUAGAAAUGAAAUUGCGCGCGAAAAUAGCAGAAAGAACAAGCGUCCGAGUAAAUUAAGCCAGGAAUUCCUAGUAGUGCGUGUUUUUACUAUUUUUGUUAUUUUUUACAUUUUGCAUACAAUUCUGUGAUUCGCGCGUGUUAUAUAUCCACACCGACAGCUUUAAAUACAACCACAAGAAAUACCGCAUCAGAACGAGACGUCUCAUCAGAAUGGUUUCAAAUUUGGAUCAUGCUUUUAUUAUCACUUCAGUUCUAUUCCUGAAGAUUGAACUGUGUAUUUGUGCUUGUGCACAAGCUGAAUAUGAGACAAAUGGAGAAUGCUGCCCCAUGUGUCCAUCUGGCAGUCGUGUUUUUAGACAUUGCACUGAAGUCAUCAGCACAACAUGUAUACAGUGUUUUGGCUCGACUUACACGGAUGAACCCAAUGGACUUCCAAGCUGCAUUAGCUGUACUGUGUGUGAAGUUGGACAAGGAUUAAGAGUAAAAACCACCUGUACACAGACUUCAGAUACAGUCUGUGAGCCCCUGGAGGGAUUUUACUGUACUGAUGGAUACAGGGGCAGCUGCAGAUAUGCUGUGGAACAUAGGAAAUGCAGCCCUGGCCAAUACAUAAAGCAGAAAGGAACAGCAUUAAAAGAUACUGAAUGUGCAGCAUGUGCAGAUGGCACCUUCUCCAACGGCUCCCUUGAAAUGUGUAAACCACAUUCAAAAUGUGGACUUAUAGAAAUAGAAAAAGGAACAAAUUCUUUGGAUGUUGAAUGUGGAAAAAACCCUCCAGUAGCUCUAAUAGCUGGAGCCGUAGCUGGAGUGCUGACUACAGUAUUGGCAGUAGCUGGAGCACUGUUUUUUGUUAUAAGAUGUAGCAGAUGCCCAUACAGAGCUGAUUCUGCUGAGAAAAUGGGACCUUCAUACAAACACACAUAAUGGAUAUGUGUGCCCUUAAUCACCGUGGUCAUGCGACUUCUCCAGCUGAAAAUGACUGUGAAAUACAACCUUGUGACCCACAAGACAAUGAGUUCACACACAUACUGGAUAUAAUGUAAUGGCGUUCUCCUCCGGACUGUUACACAAAUACGGCAUAAUCUGCAUGGAAGCAUCAUCAAAAAGGAAAGCCAGUUGUCCGAAAUCAGAUGCAUUUCUGAAAAAGCUCUGUAGACUUGUUAAGUAAAACGUUUGGGGCAAAAUCACCAGAAGUAUGUUAGGAGAAAGCCAUCGUACCUUUUUAGGCCACAACUGCUGCUCCUUAACAAAAACACGAGAAGAUUGAGCGAGGCACCAUGAGUGUUUACGAAACACAAAGGACACACCUGUUAGUGUUGGGAGGUCCGGCUCUUUUCAAAGAUCCGGGUCUUUUUGCUUGGCUCCCUUAGAACAGCCAGCUCUUACAGCUCCCAAAUGGCUUCAAAAUGGCUCUUCAUUUACUGUCCCUAGGAGCCUUCUAUUUUAGCCUAAUUUAGCAAUUAUUAAUGUUUUGUGUGUUGGUAAGCAAUUUUUUAUUCAGUGUUUUCAUAAAGCCUUAUUUUUAUGCAUUAUUUUUCAUUACAAAAAAAAAAUACACCAUUACUAUUGUUUAACAUUUUAUUCAAACCUUUAAAUUAAUAAGUGAACACAGAACCACAGCAAACAAAUCAAAUAAAUAAAGGCCAAAGUGUUAACAUUAUGACACUUUAGAUAAAAGUCUUUAGUGCAGUUUUCCAUUCAGAAAUAUCAGAUGCUGAUUUCUUCUCUCUGAGAUGUGAGCUCAGGAAAGAGGAGGAUGUACUGAUACAUUAUAAUGUAUAUAUUUUUACUAUAUUCACUGCACAUUACACACAGUUAAUAAUAAAGGGCACUAAAGAUAUACUGAAUAUGCGUUGAACAUAAUGUAUACCAUAUGAACAUAAUGUAUAUUAAAUUCUUAAAAAACAUGGCAAAUAAAUUCUGUGGUCUGCAGUAAUCACAGAAAACCUCACUUACUGUAUCCCUUUCCUCAUGUGUAGAAAGCCUUAUGGAACAAACUACUUCCAGGGUGUGUGACCUGCUCAUGGUCUGUGUUAUACUCAGUAUAGUUGCCCUUUAUUCUGAGCACUGAGUAUAAAUGACUUACUUUAUAAUUAUACCAAAAUGGCAUCUCUGUUGAUAUAAAUAUCACAAAGUGUUAUCUGCACAAUGUGUCACUAGCCCUGAAAUGCAUACAGACAUCAAAACUUACUGUGUUUAGGCUGUUAUUAUGGUGCUAAAUGAUGGUGCUGGAGAUAUAGAUGAUUUGAUUUCCUGUGAUUUGUGUCUUAUUUACUACAUCUAUUAACUAUCUCACGUCAAGUGUGUACAAGAUACACAGAACUAUGUUUGCUGCCAUCUCAGCUGAUCGGUCCUUGAUGGUCUUUUCAGAGUGGCAUUUCUCGAAUUUCUUUAAAGCCAGUAACCAGAGCUUGGGAUUGAACCUGAGCACUGCACCACUAUGCUCUCUUUUUGUAACAAUUAACGAAUUUGUACCAAAUAAAAUAACAGAAGUAACCUAGACAAGCCUCCCUCUCCUUU